Bemisia tabaci is the source of this 481-nucleotide messenger RNA. RefSeq lists its product as uncharacterized. NCBI's taxonomy places the organism in Eukaryota, Metazoa, Arthropoda, Insecta, Hemiptera, Aleyrodidae. The record is from RefSeq and is a predicted model, not a curated record.
CACUAUAUAAAAGAAUCUACGCCAAGCUCAACAACAUACAUUACUUUUUGUGCUCCAAUUUGAAUCUUUGCUUCUAAGCAGCUGACCAAACACCAUCAUGAAAUUCCAAAUUGCUUUACUGUUCGCUAUCUUCGCCGUUUUCGCUGUUUUCGCGAACGAGAGCGAAGAAGGAGCAAGAGACAAGAGAGCGAUCUUCUACGGAGGCUACUCCUACCCCUACUCGUAUGCCCCGGCCGCCUACGCAUACGCCCCUUCGGCCUACCCCUAUGGCUACUAUGGUGCCCCUGCGCCUUACUAUGGCUACUACUAGAUGCACUGAUCAAACACCAUCUCAAAUGCCAUCGUCACAAACAAAAAUCAACCCUGUGCCAGACUUCGCGUCUUGAUCAUACCCGACCAUUAUUGUGCUCUAGCAUUUAUUCUCAAGAAAAUACUGUAAAACCAUACAGAAAUUAAAAAAAUAAACAUUAUGAAAAAAUUA